This is a messenger RNA of Exophiala dermatitidis NIH/UT8656, 4242 nucleotides long. RefSeq names its product phosphodiesterase/alkaline phosphatase D. Gene Ontology annotation, cellular component: nucleus. The record is from RefSeq and is a predicted model, not a curated record. The transcript has a single exon. Gene Ontology annotation, biological process: nuclear-transcribed mRNA catabolic process; rRNA catabolic process. Bases 1 to 4242 code for a protein of 1413 amino acids. Lineage: Eukaryota; Fungi; Ascomycota; Eurotiomycetes; Chaetothyriales; Herpotrichiellaceae. Gene Ontology annotation, molecular function: 5'-3' RNA exonuclease activity; RNA binding.
AUGGGUGUCCCCAAAUUCUUCAGAUGGCUCAGCGAGCGGUAUCCUGCGAUCUCGCAGUUGAUUGCGGAGAACCGGAUUCCUGAAUUCGACUGUCUGUACCUGGACAUGAAUGGUAUCAUCCACAAUUGUACCCACAAAGAUUCAGACUCACCCACCUUUCGCAUGACGGAGGAGAAGAUGUUCAUAGCGAUUUUCAACUAUAUCGAGCAUCUUUUUGGCAAGAUCAAACCUAAAAAGCUGUUCUUCAUGGCAAUUGACGGGGUAGCACCCAGAGCCAAGAUGAAUCAGCAACGUGCACGUCGGUUCCGCACUGCCCUUGAUGCUGAGAAAGCCCGUGAAAAGGCCAUCAAGGAAGGAUUGGAGAUGCCCAAAGAAGACCCCUUUGACAGCAACUGCAUUACCCCAGGAACCGAAUUCAUGGCCAAACUCACCAAGCAGUUGAAGUAUUUCAUCAGCAAAAAAGUCUCGGAAGAUGUCGAUUGGCAAGGAGUCGAAGUUGUCUUAUCAGGGCAUGAAGUUCCAGGUGAAGGCGAACAUAAAAUCAUGGAGUACAUUCGCCAAGCAAAAGCGCAACCCGGCUAUGACCCCAAUGUCCGCCAUUGUUUAUACGGACUCGACGCCGAUCUUAUCAUGUUGGGUCUUCUCAGUCAUGAUCCCCACUUCUGCCUACUCCGUGAGGAGGUCACUUUCGGAAGGCAAGCAACCAAGAAAUCAAAAGAGCUAGAACAUCAGAACUUCUACCUCUUGCACCUGUGCAUUGUCAGAGAGUAUCUAGAGCUGGAAUUCCAGGAGUUGGAACAGCCCGGAGCACUUAGCUUUCCUUUUGACAUGGAAAGAAUCAUUGACGACUUCAUUCUCAUGGCUUUCUUUGUGGGCAACGACUUUCUUCCCAACCUUCCAAACCUGCACAUCAACGAAGGGGCGCUGGCGCUCAUGUUUCAGAAAUACAAAGAAGUCCUUCCCAAGAUGGGUGGUUAUAUCAACGAACAAGGCGUUAUCAACUUGGAACGCUUGGGUGUUCUUUUAGAUGCGCUUUCUGAGGUCGAGUAUCGUUUCUUCGAAUCAGAGUACGCGGACGCGAAGUGGAUCAAUGCGAAGAGGAAUGCUCAGCUCAAUGAUGAAAACGGGGAGGAUACUCUCAAACCAUCACGCGGGCCUGUCAGAAUCUCACCUGAGCAGAAGAAACUGUUCAAGGAGGUGAAGAAAUACUUUAUCGCACCAGCGAACAAGGACCCUGCCACUUGGCAGCCGCUCAAACUGCCGCCAACUCUUCCUGCGAGAGAUCGCAAGUUCAUAGAACAGUUGGCGACCGAUUUGAACCUACGGUGGUCCACGCAGGAGGACGAGGAGGGGAAUCGUUUCAUCCAGUUGGAAUUUCCGCCAACAGACAAGGAUGCCGACUCCGAAGAAGACGAGGAAGCUCAGUUGGCCGUCACACGAGUUCUCAAGCGGUAUGAGAAUGCCAAAGUCGAGGAUGUGACCGACGAACAAACCCAGCAGGACAUGAAGAAGAAAUACGAUGCCAAAUUCCUAGAAUGGAAAGACAAGUAUUAUCGCGAGAAGUUUGACUGGGGUCUCGAUAAUGACGAAGAACUCAGGAAGCUUGCCGAGAACUACGUUCAAGGAUUGCAGUGGGUACUCUUCUAUUACUAUCGGGGUAUUGCGUCCUGGCCUUGGUUCUACCAAUACCACUACUCUCCCAUGAUAUCCGACAUCAAGAAAGGCCUAGGUGCGGACUUGAAUUUCCAACUGGGGCAACCGUUCAAGCCGUUCCAGCAAUUGAUGGGGGUGCUGCCCGACCGGAGCAAGAAAAUUGUCCCUGAAGUUUAUCACGAAUUGAUGACGUCGAAAGACUCACCCAUUAUCGACUUUUAUCCGCGAGAUUUCGAGCUGGACAUGAAUGGCAAGAAGAUGGAGUGGGAAGCCGUGGUCAAGAUUCCCUUCAUCGAUGAAAAACGGUUACUCAAGGCCAUGGAACCGAAGGAUGCUCUUCUUUCAGAGGAUGAACGUGUCCGUAACGAUUUCGGGGUUAGUCUCAAAUUUGUCUACUCCCCUGAGGUAGAUUACACUUAUCCGUCCUCUCUAGUGGGCAUUUUCCCGGAUCUUCCUCAUUGCCAUUGUAUUCAGAAUGAGUUCGAGCUUCCCACCAUGGAUGGUCUGGAACCCUAUGUUGGCUUGGUGGAAGGUGUCAAGCUUGGAGCUGCAGCUUUGGCCGGGUUUCCCAGUCUGAAGACGUUGCCGUUCACCGGCUCUUUGGGAUUCCACGGUGUCAAUGUUUUCCAACAGGACAGUCGUAACGAAAGCAUGAUCAUCACGCUGUUGGAUACUGAGACGAGGACCAAGGUGGAAUAUGCCAAAAAGCUCCUCAAUCAGCGGGUUUUUGUUGGAUACCCGUUUUUGCAAGAAGCAAAGAUUGUCAAGGUACUGGACGAACUUUUCGAUUACACCAGUCCGGAACACGCGCCCACGGAUGUCCAGGCAACCGAGCAUGCGGGUCACGAAAUUGACCAAUUCCAUAAGAAGGCCGAACGUAUUGAGAAGUGGUACAGCAAACGACUGGGAAUGCUGACAGGCGAUAUCGAGUCUCUUGUUCAAGUCGAGAUGCUUAAGGGCCUGAAGAAACUUGAUGACGGUUCCACCGUCAAGGAGUACGCCGAAAUGCCGGGUUUGGAGACGGUGCACCCCGCCCAACUUGUGGUUGAACACGUUAUCAGCGAAGAUGUUCGCUUCAUCGAAAAGGCAGCCCUCCCCAUCGAGGAAGAGUUUCCUGAUGGCACGAACGCCUUCUUCCUUGGAGACUAUGCCUUUGGCAGACCUGUCAGUGUGGUUGGGCACGAGAAUGGGAAAUUAAAGUGUUUGAUUGCGCUUUCUACAGCACGGCAAGUCGAGUUCGGACGCGAGAUAGCUCUACAGGCGGAGAGACUGUCGCCAUAUGUUCCUUCUUACCAGGUUGCUCGCAGUCUCAAUCUGAACGCCCUGGUACUGGCCAAGAUUACGUCUUCCUUUUCUGUGAGAGUUGACGAUCAACGAGUGAACCUGGGUCUCAAUCUCAAAUUUGAAGCCAAGAAGCUGAAGGUACUCGGAUAUUCCCGAAAGGGCCAAAGUGGAUGGGAGUUCAGCCAGGCCGCGAUUGAGCUCAUCAAACAGUACAUGAUCAAAUUCCCAGAGUUUAUUGCCGGCAUUCAUAACAACCCCCAAGGAGAUAUGCUGCCAGUGACGGCGUACUUUCCUGGUAUGGAUGAGAAAGACGCGAAGGCCAAGGUCAAAGAAAUCCUAGCCUGGCUCAAAGAAAUCGAGUCAAAGAGCUUUGAAAAGGUGCCCUUGGAAGCCGAACAGCUGGACUCUGAGAUUGUCAAGCGGAUUGAGCAAGCAGCUGAUGAAGCGUUACGCAGCGAGCCGCCUCCGCAGAAUAAGACGAUCGGGGGAGUGCCUCGAAACGCGCUCUUGAAGCCUUCAGACGCACAAUGGCGGCUGGGGAAUCAGAGAUUUGCCCUUGGCGACAGAGUUAUCUAUGUGGCUGACUCCGGCAAGGUCCCAAUCGCCUCGAAGGGAACCGUGGUGGGACUUACGCAAACUACGAGAGAGACGUUCUUGGACGUUGUCUUCGACGUGUCUUUUAUGAGUGGCACUUCAUUAGGCGACCGCUGCUCACCGUUCCGAGGAUCUACUGUGCCGACCUGGUCAGUCCUCAACCUCACCAACCGACAAGUUGUUGCUUUGUCGAAGGCGAGCGCAAAUCGACACCCGAAUGGGACCAAUCCAACCCCUCUCACCGUAAACGGUUACGGGCCACCAGGUAUCAAUGGCCGAGGUCAACUGCGUCCAGCACAAACUCCGCCAGCAUUGAGAGGGUCGUGGCGAGGAGCAGUCGGCGGGCAAUCUCCAGGCGGUCGCGGAGCCGCCAACGGCAACACUGGUCGAGGCAAUCACUACACGGUGCCGAUCCGGAGUUUCUCUACCCCUAAUGGCAAUCGUGGACACGCAAACAACAAUCCGUCUGCCCAGGGUCGCGGAGGCCGUGGCUCCAUGGCUCAGACCGGACGAGCAGGAUAUGUAUCGGUCGAUCGAGGCGAUCCUCAGGCUGGCGUGCUCCAACAUAAUCCCAACUUCAGGCCUAAGGCUCACAACAACGUGCCACCGCCCGCAUCUCUGAACCAGCCUGCGACUCCACGUGGCCGGGGCAGAGGGAGAGGAGGCGCGCCGAGAGGAGGACGAGGUUCGAGCCGCGGCGGAACUUCCUGA